This is a messenger RNA of Ascochyta rabiei, 1470 nucleotides long. RefSeq lists its product as uncharacterized. The transcript has a single exon. Gene Ontology annotation, molecular function: glycosyltransferase activity. The coding region runs from base 1 to 1470 and encodes 489 amino acids. The record is from RefSeq and is a predicted model, not a curated record. Gene Ontology annotation, cellular component: membrane. NCBI's taxonomy places the organism in Eukaryota, Fungi, Ascomycota, Dothideomycetes, Pleosporales, Didymellaceae.
AUGGCAACGCUGAACGUGUUGGCGAGCCGACUCGCGCGCCGCCCAGGGCGGAUUCUGUUCCUCGUCGUCGUGCUCUUCUUUUUCGCAUACACGCUCAAGGGGCGGAGACAGCACGCGCCGCCGCCCGUACACACAGCCAAGACCAAGUCGUUCUUCCCACCUCUCGAGCAAAAGAGCGCCAACAGCAUCGAGCUCGACUACUGCCAGAACUUCCCAAAGGACCUGCUCAACGAGGUCCAGGUCGUGCUCAAGGUGGCCGCCGGCGAAACGGCCGUCAACAAGGCGCACCUCAACACCGUCACGAGCUGCAUCACGAACCUCAUCAUAGUCAGCGAAGCCGAAGAGCGCCUGGGAGACCGCCAGGUCAUCGACAUCCUGGCCGAGCUGCCCAAGAGCUACGAAGUCAACAACCUCGACUUCCAGGCCUACAUCAACCACAAAAAGGCCCACUCCGAGGGCGAGACGGUCCAGGAGUCGCAGCGCAGCUUCAAGCUUGACCGCUUCAAGUACCUGCCCAUGGUCGACAAGGCCUACACGUCCAAGCCCAACGCCAAGUGGUACGUCUUCCUCGAGUCGGACGUCUACUUCUUCUGGGACACGCUGUUCCGCCUGCUCAGCCAGCUGGACCCCACCGAGCCACACUAUCUGGGCGCACCGCACAAGGGCAGCGAGGGCCGCUGGUUUGCCUAUGGCGGUGCCGGCAUCGUCAUGUCCAACGGUCUGAUGAAGCAGCUGAUCCCAGCCACGACACCUGGCUCCACUGAUAUCCCCCGCGAGAAUCGUCUGAGCGUGCGGUUUGAGAGCUGGGUCAAGGACGAGGCACGCGGCGACGCUGUCCUCUCCUAUGCCAUCCAGAACGUCACUGGCCACAGGCUGGAAGCUUUGGACCCUACCUUCACGAGCGACGAGCUGAGAAGGAUCACUACCUACCGUGAUCGAUGGUGCGUGCCGCUGCUUUCGCUACACCAGCUGUCGCCUGACCAGAUGGAGAACCUGUGGAAGUGGGAGCGCACACGGCCCUACAACCUAGUACGUAUUUCUCAAAAGCUUUGCGCCUACUGCAUACUGAUGUCCACAGAAACCAUUCACCUACUCCUCUCUCCUCUCCUACACACACUCGUUCCUUGCCCAGGGUCCUUCUCGCGAAUGGUGGGACAACCUCUCCGAAGCACCCGUACCCAACGAUCGUCCAGCGCAUCACAAUGCGGGAAUGUGUGGUUCCGAAUGCCACAACGACCCCAACUGUCUCCAGUGGUCAUUUUCGCAGACGGUAUGUCGCCAUUCCAACUACAUCAGGUUGGGCGACGCCGUCAACAAGGAGAAUGGUGGCCAGGGCGAAUUCGUUUCUGGCUGGGACACAGAGACUUUCCGCACAUUAGGCUUUGGUGUCUCGAACGAGCGGGGCGAAAGACAGUUCUACGAGGGGUGCGACGAGGCUACAUGGCUCAGCCCGAGGAUGCUGUAGAAUAG